ACCACUUGAGAGCACUAGAAGCAUAUAGAGAUAAAAGGGAAUUUUUUUUAAAAAAAAAAUUGGAUGUGAGUAUGUUGACUGGAUUCAUCUGGUUUAAGAGAGGUCAGCGGCGAAAUCUUGUGUACACGGAAAUAAACCUCCGGGUUACAUUAGGGGCAGGGUAUUUCUGGAAAGAUGAGAGACUGUCGGAUACUCGUUAUCAGAUAUUUGUGUCACAUGAUGACAGGCUUUGGGCAGCGUGAUGCUGGGUACUACGCUGUUCGCGGUGAUGGGGUUAUACGUGGCUCUGGUAUCCAUUGGCUGCACACAGCUGGAGAAGAUACAAGCAGCGCUGAUGGACAUCAAUCAGCAGCGACUGCCUGAGAUGCAGACCAGUCUCGUGCAAUGCGUGAAGCACCAUCAGCAUGUCCUUAGGUACAUGAAGGAGCUGGAGACAACCUUCAGCCCUGUUCUGUUUGGACCAUUUCUGUCGGUGGUGGCAGCACUGUGUUUUACCGCUUACACAGCCAUAAGAAUAGGUGGAAAGUUUGUGGAGAUUAUUCAGAUCUUCAUAAUAACGGCCGCAAUGAUGUUCCAAUUACAGGCAGUUUGUUGGUUUGGUACGGAGCUCAAUAAGCAGUCUGGUAGAGUGAGGGACGCUGCUUUUGGAAGCGAUUGGGUUGGGGCGCCUGUCGCCUUCCAGCGAUCCAUAAGAUUCAUAAUUUCUGUAACCAAGGAUUUCACACUUACAGCCGGCAAGGUUAUACCAGUGUAUCAAAGCACCGUGAUGGUGGUACUGAACGAGACAUACAGAUUUUUAAUGGUGCUGCUAAACUUUGUGGACAAAUCAUCGGAAGUUCAGUAA
This is a messenger RNA of Zootermopsis nevadensis, 844 nucleotides long. Its product is annotated as odorant receptor 70a. NCBI's taxonomy places the organism in Eukaryota, Metazoa, Arthropoda, Insecta, Blattodea, Termopsidae. The record is from RefSeq and is a predicted model, not a curated record. Gene Ontology annotation, biological process: sensory perception of smell; detection of chemical stimulus involved in sensory perception of smell. Gene Ontology annotation, molecular function: odorant binding; olfactory receptor activity. Gene Ontology annotation, cellular component: plasma membrane.